Molecule: messenger RNA, 3735 nt
Organism: Micropterus salmoides (largemouth bass)
Lineage: Eukaryota; Metazoa; Chordata; Actinopteri; Centrarchiformes; Centrarchidae
Gene: prdm6
Product: PR domain containing 6
Exons: 9
Coding region: 490-2427 (645 amino acids)
Cellular component (GO): nucleus
Molecular function (GO): histone methyltransferase activity; protein binding
Source: RefSeq, a predicted model, not a curated record
ACUGUCCCGGCUCCCCUCGAUGGUUCACCGCAGCCUGGAGGAGGGACAAACCUUCCACCGCUGUCCGGAAAUCAGCGCCCAGGAGCCGCACACGCUCUGACAGCAGUAAGCUUUUUCUGCGCGUCUGCAACUUUCACAUUAAAGAAAAUACAACAUCCCGGGAAACUCCGGGGAAACACAGCGGAGCGUCCCCUCAUCUCUCCCCGCCGACCACUGCCUCUGUUCGGCCACGGACAGCACGCCGGACCGCCGAUCUGACUUGGACUUAACUGGACCAUCUUUAUUCUGAUGAAACUUUUACUCACUGCCUGGUUUACACUGUAAACUAAUCCAAAGUGUGUGCUCGCGGCUUGAGUGCUUUCAUUUGGUGCGGGUUUUGCGCUUGGCGUGCGUAAAAUCCGCGCUAAAACAACCAUCCGCGACCGAGACAGCGGAGCAGAGCAGGGCUGAAGCGGAGGUUCAACCAGUCUGAACAGCCGGCGGGCAGCCAUGCUGAAGCCGGGAGACCUGAGCGGCUCGGCCUUCUUGAAGGUGGACCCGUCCUACCUGCAGCACUGGCAGCAGCUCUUCCCUCAGGCGCAGCUGAAGGCUCCUCUGGCCCCGCCACCGCCUCCACCUGACCGCCUCUCCAUCCCCAUAGACAGCCUACGCCCAUCCCGCUUGCACAGCCACCUCCUGGCCUCCACACACUGCACCUCCUCUUCUUCUUCUUCUUCUACAUCCUCCUCCUCAGCUUCCUCUUCAGCAGUGGCGACAGCAUCAGCUCUCACUCCGUCCUCCAUCUCCAUCUCCACCUCAGCAGGGAUCUCCCAGCUGCCUGUCCCCCAGCAGAUCGCACUCUUCGGGCAGGCGUUGGCCCCGGUAUGUACCGGGCCUGGAGGACCUGGAGGAGGAGGAGGACCAGGAGGGGGGGGGGGAGGAGACCUGAUGGUGGUAGUCCCUCCGGAGAACCAGCACGGUCACAACCCAGCAGCGGGGCUUCUCCAUCAGGCCAAAGAGCAGAGCUGUGGCGGGGUCGGCGUGGUGUCGUCCAGCGUGAAGAGCAGCGGCAGCGGAGGAGGAGGAGAGGAGGGAGGCAAAGGAGCGACGGGGAGGUUCAAGCUGACGUCGGAGGAGCUGGACUACUACCUGUACGGACAGCAAAGGAUGGAGAUCAUCCCACUGAGCAACCACACAGGAGAGGUCAACAACCGUUGUGACAUGUGUGCAGACAACAGGAACGGUGAGUGUCCGAUGCACGGACCUCUUCACUCUCUGCGUCGACUCGUCGGCACCAGCAGCACGGCGGCUCCCGUCACCUUGCCGGACGUCCCUGAUUGGCUCAGAGACCUGCCCAGAGAGGUGUGUCUGUGCACCAGUACAGUUCCUGGUCUGGGUUAUGGGAUCUGUGCGGCUCAGAGGAUCCCUCAGGGAACCUGGAUCGGUCCAUUUCAGGGAGUCCCUCUGCUUGUGGACAAACUGCAGUCGGGAGCGGUCAGAAACACCAGACACCUGUGGGAGAUCUAUGACGCAGAGGGGACGUUACAGCACUUUAUUGAUGGUAAUGAUCCCAGUAAGUCGAGCUGGAUGAGGUAUAUCCGCUGUGCCAGACACUGUGGGGAGCAGAACAUGAUGGUUGUACAGUACAGGUCCUGCAUCUUCUACAGAGCGUGUAUGGAUAUCCCCAGAGGAACAGAGCUGCUGGUUUGGUACAAUGACUCCUACACUUCCUUCUUUGGCAUCCCGCUGCAGUGCAUCGCUCAGGACGAAAACUUAAAUGUCCCAGCCACGGUGGUGGAAGCCAUGACCAGGCAGGAGUCCCUCCAGUCCUUCAGCAAGAACGGCAAACCCCCCUCCUCCUCGUCUUCCUCCUCAUCCCCCCCUUCCACCGCCCUCAUGCGCUCCAUGGUCUUCCCCCACUCCCCCUGCCCGAGGAAUUUCUCGCUGUUGGACAAGGUUGGGGUCGGGGUUCAGUCAGAGUCCAGUUUCAGCCAGUUGGGGUCGAAGAACCAGCGAAUCCUGGCGAGCCCAACCUCCACCAGCCAGCUGAGCAGUGAUUUCAGCGACUGGCACCUGUGGAAGUGUGGCCAGUGUUUCAAGACCUUCACUCAGAGGAUCUUGCUGCAGAUGCAUGUCUGUCCGCAGAAUCCUGACAGACCAUACCAGUGUGGCCACUGCUCCCAGUCUUUCUCUCAGCCAUCAGAUUUGAGGAACCACGUGGUGACGCACUCAAGCGACCGACCAUUCAAAUGCGGAUACUGCGGUCGUGCGUUCGCUGGUGCCACAACACUCAACAACCACAUCCGCACGCACACAGGGGAGAAGCCGUUCAAGUGCGAGCGUUGCGACCGCAGCUUCACACAGGCCACUCAGCUCAGCCGCCAUCAGCGACUUCCCAACGAGUGUAAACCGGUGAACGAGAGCAGCGAGUCCAUCGAGGUGGAUUAACCUCUGACUGUUUUCUGACUGAGACCACGUCCACAUUAAGGCGGCUGCAUUUGAAAAACGCGUCUUUUUUUCUCUCCGUCCAUCCUCACUGAGCUGAUAUUCUUCUCAACCAAAAAUUAAGAUUUUUUGAUAAAAAAUCCCAAGCAGAUGAAUCUGAAACUGCUGGCUUCAUGUUUUAUUAAGAAUUUGUAUCAAAAGCAACAUUAGUGGUGCAUAAGCGCUACUGAAGCCGACUCAGACCUUCACUGUCCCCAGAGGCAAAGCUCCUGAGGAAGACACACCAUCUGCACCAGGCUGAUAUCAGAAAUCUAAUGGACAAAAAUAGUCGACUCCAUGACGAGUAUACACAAAGAAAACGGCACCAUAUUUAUGUAUUGAUUUUAUUUCCCCGCUCUCUACAGUGAAACCAGAAAGCUCACAGUGAAACUGGGGGCCUCGAUCGAUAAUUAUAGAUAUAGUUAAUGAGUUAACAACAUAUGGACAUAUGGAGGUUUGCGUGAUUUAAACAGCUGCCUGUGGAUAUUAACUUCACUAAGCAUGCCAAAGGGGCAGAAAUACUACUGCGUGGGGUCCCGUAGUAACACAAGUUAUUGUGGAUUGUUACAUUUGAUGAAAUGUAAUCUAAUCUUUGAGAGCAGCGAGUGCCAACCAUGAAAAAACGCUUCAGAAAUUGCUUAGGGUUGCACAUUACACUUAUUUAGCCUUUAGUGUGAGCCUUUGGAAAACUACAAUAUAAGUCUGUUAAGUUAUUGCCAUGUGAUGUCCACUUUGUGAUGGCUCCUUUUAAAUGUCAGUACAGCCCAUCCAGAGGUACAGGAGUUGUUAUUAAGCUGUUUUCAUACCGAUUUUGUCAGAUGACUUGAUGAUCAGGAGAUACCGAUUUAAUGGUCUCAGUAGCAGGUAAACAGGUAGCAUUUAUGAGCCAGAUUCAAGUCAGUAUUUCGUACUUGUUCAGUUGUCUGACAGCAACAACACAUUGUAGGUGAUGAUGGAGAGUAGUCGGCACGUUAGCUGUGAUCAGCAGUUCUGCUGUUGGCUGACUAAAGAGGAAGACAGAGAAGAGACUUUACGGUUUUCCUGUUGUUCUGGCAUUUCAGUGUGGACGCAGAUCUUUAGGAAAACAACCUAAAAAAUGGCCGUCGUUCUUUAAGAGUGUUUUCAGAUGUAGCUGGCUUAUUGUGAACACAGACUGUUUACAGUUUUAACUUGACCGACUGACUGACUUCUGGAGAGGAGAGACAUUGAAGCCACAUUCAUCCUACUGAAGAGAAUCCUGAUUCAACCAAACCAAAGAUCCAUUUUUUUUUU